AUGGGGGAAAGAUGUCGAUUCUGGUUCCAACAUUGGACUUUUUCAACCGUCAUCAAUCUAUGGACGCUAGCGCCCAACACUGAGUCGACUUCCACGACUCUGUCUCAAUUCAUCCCCUUCAUCUUGCUCAUCAACCGCGCCCAGAUACUGCCAGGGGCUUCGUCCUCAAUGUCCCUGCUAACGCUCCCACCCGAGAUCCUCUCUUGCAUCCUCACCCACUGCAUCCCCCGGGACCGCGAUGGAGAAGCCAGUAUCGCGUCAUAUGAUCAAGACGACGAAACUGAUAUCCGUCUUGUCUGUCAACGAUUCGACUCGAUGUGGUCCCACGCCUUCGUAUGGGAUUUGCUGAGUGUGACCCGAUCUCAGCGCUACAACUACAGGCAAAUCAACGAGUCGUGGCCGAUAGAUUCGACUAUCUGGUUUGUGCGGACGAUCCUCGUCAUGCGGCAUGGCCAGGCGCGGCGAGAGUCACCGACGGAAAAUGUUAACGGUAGGCCGUCGGUGCUUGAGUAUGUUUACGCUAUGGUCGAGGUCGUUAGCGGUAUCCUCCUGGAGAUUGAACCAGAGAAAGAUCGCGUGGGUGUCAUUGCGCGCGCGAUCGCCCUGGCUGCAAAGGCGUUGGUGCUCAACCAUGAGUUCAAGGAUAUCGUUACGGAACUUGUGCCACGUCGAGAGGGGUCUGAUGUUUCUCGCAAAGUGCAGGCCAGGGAGAAAGAAGAGUCCAUACCGUUGAGCUGGGGGUUGAAACCCGAUGAUAUCUUCCCCCUGCUAUGUCUGACCUGCCGCGCGGAAGCCAUCGAGAAAUUCCUGGCCAGGGAAAGAGAGACCAACAUCAACAAGCGCAACCACAUUUUCGGAUCUGCGCUAUACAACGCCGCAGCAGCAAACAAUGCAGAUGUCGCCAAGCUCCUCCUCGACAAAGGCGCAGACGUCAAUGCGACGGGCGGCCGGUGGUACACCCCGCUGCACGCCUCUGUCGCAUACCCAACGGGCACCGGGUCUCUCACCUUGCUCCUCGCCGCAGGUGCAGACGUAAACGCACAACCUGCCUACAGUAUAAACGACGGCCGAACACCUCUGAUAACAGCCUCGCACGCUCGAAACAGCGAAGCGGUCUCCAUCCUCCUCGCGCGCAAGGACAUCGACGUGAAGAUUACCGCCAUGAGCGACGAGUCGAUCGCGCACUACAUUGCUCGGGCGGGAGACCCCGACAACCUACGAUUACUCCUCGAGCUACAUCCCGACGUCGACAUCAAGCUGAAAGGCGAGUACGGUACCCCACUACACACGGCGAUGAACUUUGCAUGGUAUCAGCUCACGGAAGGGCACGAUGCUGUUGUUGAGAUCUUGCUGGAGAGGGGGCUUAAACCGAAUGAGACGUGCCCCGGGGCCGAGAGGGACAUUGUGGGGUGGGCGGAGGAGAUGAUAAAUGAGGCGAGGGAGGAGGAGGAGGAGGUUCCGGCUGCGGUGAUGAGGAUUAUCAGGUGGUGGAAAGAAUAUAUGGAGAAUGUGAUCAGGAGGCGACGAGGGAGCGGGUGAUAUAAAAAAAUUUUUUAGCCUAACGGACUCCAAGGAUAGAUAACCUUUGAAAGCUGCGCUCUUUGGUGCUGGCAAGGAUUUCGGGAAACCAUCUCAAAGACU
This is a messenger RNA of Aspergillus calidoustus, 1641 nucleotides long. The record is from the annotation of a GenBank genome assembly. Lineage: Eukaryota; Fungi; Ascomycota; Eurotiomycetes; Eurotiales; Aspergillaceae.